CUCACUCCAAAACCACCACCACCAACUCUAUCACUACUGCAAAUCCCUCCAACACCAUCAUCACCUCUACCACCACCACGACCACCACUACCAUCAGCAACACCAUCAUCGCCAUCACUAUCACUACUGUUACCACCACCUUAUCACCUAUACCACCACUAUCGCCAUCAUCACAGUCAUUGCGAGCUCUACCUCAACUUGUUGCAAACCAACAAACAAACAAACCAAAAAACAAGCAAAUAUCAAAUCUUAAGUUGACCUACAUUAGUCAUGCAGACAAGCGGGGUGGGUGGAAGAAGUAAUAAUACAAAAUAAUAUCCCGGGACAGAGAGACGGGAGGGGAACAGGUAGAAUGAUUUUAACUAAAGACUUGAGCUUUUCAGCGCCUAUUGUUUAGAAUGUGUAAUAAUAAUAAUAAUAAUAAUAAUAAACCUAGGAAGAAACACAUUUUGCCUCAAAGUGCAACACUGUGUAACGCACUGCAGGUACUACACACCGCCAGGAGCUGACCAGGUGGAAGACUACCCCGGGCUACUGUGUCUGUUUUGGCAUGUGUUUUAUGGCUGGAUGUCCUUCCUAACACCAACCACCUCACAGAGUGGACUCAGUGAUUUUUACAUGGCACCAUCACAGGCAAGAUGUUGAAGAAAUCACAGAAAGAAAAUGAAUAUUUAUUUUAACAGACUAGUUCUGUGUCUUGUAAUGUGUCUAUUGUAUUGUCAGCCAAGGGUGUUUGCAGAAAAUUUAACAUUUUAUGAAACUGCCCUUACUGAUGACCCUUGUGAAGAUUUCCAUUGUGAAAACAGAGGUCAAUGUCAGACUCUUUUGUCUGAAGUGGAUGACCGAGUCCUCAAACAUGCAGAAUGUAUCUGCCAUGACCGUUGGAUUGGCCCUCACUGUGAGUCCCUGUUAGUUCUGACUCCCAGAAGAAUCACUGAAUACAGCGUUGAGCUUCGGAUAACAUUACAGAACUCUAACCUAUCGGAAUGGCAAUAUGAUCCAUACUUGAAAUAUACAUUACAAUACUGGACCAAUGAAAGCGACACGUGUUAUAAGAUUCCUGGAAUCACAAACCUCACUUAUGAAAUCUCAGAUCUUAUAUCUGGUGUCUAUUAUAAUUUCUGUGCUCGGACUAAUAUUGUGGAUCAGUGUUUGACAGAAGCUGUGGAUCCCAAUUCUUUAACUUCCAAUUGCAUUGGUAUUGUUACAGAUAUGGCAAAUGGCCAUAAACAAGAUGAAAUUGAAACCGGUCCUCCUGUUCUUCCAAUAGUUAUUUGCACUAUUUUAGUUGCACUCUGUAUCAUAGCUGUUUUGGUCGUUUUCAAAUGUAAUGACAACUUAGCAAGUUAUCGAUGUUCUGGAAUAAAAUGCUGUAGGAAAUGGUCACGUCAAUCUGCUUAUGAUCUUUUUGUCCUCCCAGACAACACGUGUACAGCUGUCAGUAACCAAACUCCACUCAUUGUGAACCAAGGACAGCACCAAACUCAAUCUUUGGCUAUAUUAAUGGACUCUUCCAAUUCCACCCAACCAGCAACCCAUUCCUCUUUUCCUUUACCGCCUGACUUUGAUAUCACUGAACAAAACUUAGAGAGAACAGAAUCACUGAUUCCACAACAAAAUGAACCUCAUUCUUCAGCAUAAGAUGAAAAAAACUCAUUUCAUAAUUUUCAAAAGAAUCAUUUAUUUCACCAUUUCAUGACAUUGGCUCCAUCUUAACUUAUUUAUUAAAGGUUUUUAUUUAUUUUUAAAA
Octopus bimaculoides (California two-spot octopus) is the source of this 1750-nucleotide messenger RNA. RefSeq lists its product as uncharacterized. Lineage: Eukaryota; Metazoa; Mollusca; Cephalopoda; Octopoda; Octopodidae. The record is from RefSeq and is a predicted model, not a curated record. Gene Ontology annotation, molecular function: protein binding.